Nymphalis io (European peacock) is the source of this 2473-nucleotide messenger RNA. Its product is annotated as zinc finger protein 93-like. Lineage: Eukaryota; Metazoa; Arthropoda; Insecta; Lepidoptera; Nymphalidae. Gene Ontology annotation, molecular function: zinc ion binding. The record is from RefSeq and is a predicted model, not a curated record. Bases 98 to 2182 code for a protein of 694 amino acids. Gene Ontology annotation, cellular component: nucleus. The transcript has 3 exons.
CCGCCAUUUUGAUACGCUCUCUUGUCUAUAAUUUUCAAUAGAUCGUCUUUAUGGCAAGGUUUUCCUGGCGGGAUAAUUAUGUACACAAUAUUUUAAAAUGGAAACUUGGUCUGAAUUGUGCCGGUGCUGCCUGUCUCCCGAUUCUGAGGUGUCACUUUUCGAUACUGAAGAAAAUGUACGGGAAAAGUUUUUGGAAAUUACCACAAUUGAGGUUCAAGAGGAUGAUGGCCUACCCCAAAAGCUGUGCGGUGAUUGCUUUACUCUUAUGACCACAGCUUAUCAAUUUCGCACACAAUGUAUGAAAGUAGACAAGGAACUAAAACUACAAUUAAAUACAUUAAUAACUCACAGCAAAGAUGAAGAAUUUUCACAAAUAGAAACACAACUCAAAACAAGCGAAGAUAUGACUAUAGAAGAUAUUGCAAAAGAAUCCAUGAAAAAGCUAGAAUCCAUCAUAAAAAAGGAACCAAAUGAUAGUGAUGAUGAUUAUUACUAUGUUGUCGUUGUUGAUAAUCAAAAAGAUCAAGGUGAUAAAUCAGAUGAUGAUAAAAGUAGAGAUUUUGUGAUAGAAUCAAUAACGAAAGAUGAACAUGGAAGUGAAGCAUCACAAAAACAAAGGGACCGUGAUUUUGAAAAUACAAUUGAUUCAUUUCUCGUGUCUAAUCCAAAAGUGCCUACUGAUGUGCCUGCCACUAUAUUAGAAAAUGAGGAGGAAGAACAAGAUAAUGGAGAUCAAUUUAAUGAGGGUAUGAAUGUCGAUGAAACACAAAACCGGGAUCUGGCAAUAAUUGAAAAUGCUCAAGAAAGACCCCACGAGUUCACAGUUCCUCUUUCUGGAGAUGUGUUAAAAAGUCUACCGAAUGCUAAAAAUUUCAUUAAAAUACUCACUCCUUCAGGCGCAGAAAGAACAAUUCUACUUAAAAGCGAUGAUGGUAUAAAAUAUGUAACAGAUCCCCUUUCUCUUAAAAUGGAAGAUGGGGAAUCGAUGUCACAAGAAGUCAUUUUGUAUGAGGGGGAUGAUUCUCCACAGUUCCAAUUAGUUAAGUGUGAUGGCUCAGAACUGAUCAUAGAGUAUGCCGAUGAUAGCCAAAUUGCUACUGUCCUCCAACAGGAAGAUGGGACAUUCCUCUGUGAUUGCGGAGAACAGUUUGAUGAUCUAGAUAAUUACGAGAAACACCAAUAUAAACAUAAUCCAGCGGGUGAUCACUUAUGUAAUCUAUGUGGCAAGGGCUUUGAAACUGCUGAAAUUCUAACUGGACAUAUGCUCCUUCACAGCAACCCGGUAGGGCUCCUAGUUGCAUGUCCAUUUUGUAAUCAAAAUAUAAAACGCAACACUCUCACUCAACACAUCAAAUAUGUACAUAACAGCAAACCUCAAUGUAAUGUAUGCUCAAAGACAUUUGCCAAUCAAAAUAACUUGAAACGACAUAUGAUGAUUCAUAGUGGUAUAAAAGAUUUUGAAUGUGACAUAUGCCUUAAAAGAUUCCAUCAGAAAAUAACAAUGCAGACACAUAGACUAACACACAUCAAUCCAUUCACGUGUAGCCAAUGUGGUAUUAAGUUUGAAAAUAAAUCUGACUUGGCGUCACACAGAGGCUCAGAUGAGUGCUCAAAAUCAAGAAUAAUGAAAGUUAAAGAAGAACUCAUGAAGACGGUCAAACAAGAAGUAACAACUAAUUUCGGAAAACUAUUGGGCUAUGCAUGUUCCUUAUGUAAAAAGAUGUUUUCUGUAGAGUCUGCAUUGGAACAGCAUGUAGAAAGUACGCAUAUUGUUGAAUCUGAGUGUCAAGAUGCUGAAAAGGGCUUAAAGAAAAGUACUAAAAGGUUUGAGUGCUGUAUUUGUGGCAAGGGAUGUGCCAGUCAAGCUAUGUUGAUAAUGCAUGAAAGAGUUCACACAAAUGAGCGACCGUUUCCCUGUCAGCUUUGCUCAUUACGUUUCAAGACAAAGACUCAUUUACGAACUCAUCAACUCACUCAUACACGCGAAAAGAAAUUUGGCUGUUCUGUGUGCAUGAAAUUCUUUGCUUUGAAAGGAAAUUUAGUCGUACAUUUACGCACGCACACCGGAGAGCGGCCAUAUGUGUGUUCCAUCUGUGGUGAAGCAUACAUUGAUUCUAAAUAUUUGAAAAAGCAUAAGUUGAAGAAACAUUCAAUUGAGAAUGUACCAUGGGACAAGUACUAAUUACCCUCUUAGUAUGUGAGAUGUUGGGACCUACCAUUCUAGAUAAAAUUCAGUAAAGCAGUAUAUUAUCAAGAUGUUUCUAUACAGAGGGGAUUUUAAGUACUGAUACUUUAGUAAAUAACAUUUUUUUCAAUAUUUUGUACCAUAAAAAAAUGUAUUGUAUGCUUAUAGUAGAGCAUAAUAUAUAUAGGUUUAUAAUAUAAUAUAUAUAUAGGUUUGCAUAAAAAAUGUCAUCAUCGAAAACUGUAUAUACUUUUUGUAUUAAGAUAGAGCCUAUAAAAAGAUUUGCAA